Messenger RNA from Anopheles stephensi (Asian malaria mosquito), 3890 nucleotides. RefSeq names its product protein PELPK1-like. The transcript has 2 exons. The record is from RefSeq and is a predicted model, not a curated record. Lineage: Eukaryota; Metazoa; Arthropoda; Insecta; Diptera; Culicidae. The coding region runs from base 57 to 1646 and encodes 529 amino acids.
UCGAUGUGCUGCCCCCCCUUCGGCACGGCUGCCUGUUCCGCGAACACUAUCCAUUUAUGCGUGCGUGUGAGUUUGACACAGUGAUCGAUUGCUACCGGCAUUGUAAGCAGUAUCUGCAAGAACCAAUACCGUCACGUUACGAAGCGGCCCUGAUGCGCGAUCUCAAGCGAGAUAUCCUCAAGCUGAUGGAUGCGGAACUGGUGCGCGAAGUAUUGUUUGACGUGGGGGAAGAGCAGCAGCAACGGCUUGCAGGCGAUGAUUCUGCGGAUUCAGCGAAACAGGAAAUUUCCGACCAUGAGCGAGAAAUGAGUAAGGCUGCCGAUCUGCUGCAGGUUCUGUUCUCGGAGGGUCUUGAUGCGCUGAUUCAGUGCCCGGAAGCUAAGCAUCUGAUCUUCGGCGUGGAUGAAUAUGCAGCAGCUGAACCGGCCGAACAAAUGCCGCCUGGUGAAACAACGAACGUUACCUCGAAUGUGAGCGUUGAGCCGCUCGAUGUGCUUACCCUUCCUCAGAAUCCGGAAUUUUUUUGCAACGAGGCAGCAGUUGCACAGCCGGACGUACCCGGCAACCCGGAGCAGAACUUAAUUCCGUACGUACCAACCAUGACAUCGCCGGCUGAAACCGCGUCUACUUUCUCUCCAGGGGAACAAUAUCCGGUCCAGCCACAGUUCCAGGGGCUGCCCCAACCUAUGAUGGCGGUUGAGCAAUAUCCGGUCCAGCCACAGUUCCAGGGGCUGCCCCAGGUUCCCCCUAUGAUGUCGGUUGAGCAAUAUCCGGUCCAGGCACAGUUCCAGGAGAUGUCCCAACCUAUGAUGGCGGUUGAGCAAUAUCCGGCCCAGCCACAGUUCCAGGAGCUGCCCCAGGUUCCACCUAUGAUGCCGGUUGAGCAAUAUCCGACCCAGCCACAGUUCCAGGAGCUGCCCCAGGUUCCCCCUAUGAUGUCGGUUGAGCAAUAUCCGGUCCAGGCACAGUUCCAGGAGAUGCCCCAACCUAUGAUGCCGGUUGAGCAAUAUCCGGCCCAGCCACAGUUCCAGGAGCUGCCCCAGGUUCCACCUAUGAUGCCGGUUGAGCAAUAUCCGGCCCAGGCACAGUUCCAGGAGCUGCCCCAGGUUCCCCCUAUGAUGCCGGUUGAGCAAUAUCCAGCCCAGCCACAGUUCCAGGGGCUGCCCCAACCUAUGAUGGCGGUUGAGCAAUAUCCGGUCCAGGCACAGUUCCAGGGGCUGCCCCAACCUAUGAUGCCGGUUGAGCAAUAUCCGGCCCAGCCACAGUUCCAGGAGCUGCCCCAGGUUCCCCCUAUGAUGUCGGUUGAGCAAUAUCCGGUCCAGGCACAGUUCCAGGAGAUGCCCCAACCUAUGAUGCCGGUUGAGCAAUAUCCGGCCCAGCCACAGUUCCAGGAGCUGCCCCAGGUUCCACCUAUGAUGGCGGUUGAGCAAUAUCCGGCCCAGCCACAGUUCCAGGAGCUGCCAGCUAUGACGCCGGUGUACUUCGACCCGGUGCCCAUGGUACAGUUCGCGCCGGAGUAUCCGCAAUACGUUCUACAGCCGGUACCGUUUACCGUUGCUGAUCCGAACGUCGGUUUCUAUCAACCGGACGCUAACGUCCCGAUAACUACAUAUCCAUGCCCGCAACCGACGGCAAUUUUCAUUUAAGCGCCAUGCGCUUCACAAUGCAUCUCAGUAGGAAGGAGGAGGACUAAUACUUAAGGAUAAGAUUUUUGUACUUCAUACUUGCGUUAUCGCCGUACAAAGUUUUCCAAAUAUUUUCAGCAGUUCUAAAUUGAGGUUAUGAGAUAUUUAUUAGGCACAACAGUUCCUUUUUUGUUUUUUUCAUAUAUAUAUUUUUUUAAUAUGUUUGUUUGAUCACUUAUCUGUUAUGGCCAAAGGUUGCUAUAUAAUUGCUGGCAGUAUCUGUCAGACGCAUAUUGUACAACGCUGUCUCGUUCCUUGUUGAUGUUUUAGGUUAGGGGAAUUGAACAUGAUACCAAAUCCGAUUCCAAAUAUUCCACCCCGUCAAACAGGAAAAGCUAGAUUAAGCGCUUGGAUUAGAGAAUUUAUAGAGCGAUUCAUAUACAAUGCUGCAAGGCCUGCCAUAUUGUAGUGCCAGAGAUGGAUUAUUUUUACCAGCGGCUUAUUAUGUACCAAUGUAGCGGCUCUCUUGGUGCGGCACGUCCGUAAAUAAAAGCGAAAAUAAAAUGGAAAACUUAAAUUGCGGUGUUCUUAUUUUGUACGGAGUUUUUUUUCCGGAUAUGGGAUAUGCGCUAUGAAUUUAUAUCUCUCGGUACAGGUUACUUAUUUACUUAUCCGGAUUCGCGGUCUUGGCCGGCUGCAACAGCCCUCGAUACUACGGUCACGGUGCAGCGCCUUCGUCUGCCAAUCCAUUACCAGGACGCGCCAAAGGCCCAAUCACUCCAUCUCAGUUUGGACCUACCAAGCCUCCUCUGUCCGUGUGGACGGCACUUAAAGGACUUAAAGGACAACAGGCUUGGUCGUCCGGUGUCAUAAUCAUGACGUGACCAUCCCACCGGCCGACUGGCGUGUCUUCUCGAGGAGCUCACAGAACUCAUCAUUGUAGCCAAAAAUCAUGCUGAGCAUCUUCCUCUCGAAUGCGACUCGUAUGCGUUUUGGACAGAGUCCUUUAGAGUUGGACAGCUGUCUUUAGACCCACCACCCUACCUAUACCUAUACCUAUCUAUUUAGUGAAAUUUUGGAGGACUUCGAAGGUGCUAUUACAUAUCUGUCCAUUUCCCCUGCGUAAAUCAGUGUUGGUGGUGCCUCGUUAAUCUCCAACCCGAGGUUUAUUGUCGCUCGCUUCAUCCUUUGGUGUAAGCUUCCGCUACAUAGGAGUACCUCAAAUCAAUGGUGCCUACGUCAUCAGCGGAUGCCAGGAUCUGGAUCGACUUAUAGAAGAUGAUCCCCGAAGUUUCCACCUCCGAGUCACGGAUGGCUCUCUCCAGCACCAGAUUGAAAAGAAGAUAGACAAGCCCAUCUCCCUGCGUAAAAUCGGAUCUGCUGUUGCUGGUCGGGUGAUGUAGUAUGAUGGCUAGGGCGGUAUCAAGUUGGCAGGUGGUAAUGGAUGUGGCGGACGGUAAUGUCGACGCCACAGAAGCUGCAAAGUGGAGGAGUGUGUCAGGGAAAGGACUCGUUGGAUGUGGCUGGAAUCGGCUGGAUCAUCCCAGAGUGCAGUGUUGUGCUUGAUAGAGCGAAGUUUUCUGAAGAGUUCGUUUCGGCUGGACGGAGUCUCGGACCUUCGUUGGCCAGCCGAUCGGCUUUCUCGAUUCCGCCGAUUCCAGAAUUGCCCGGAAUCCAACAGAAAACUAUUGCAGGUGAUGAGGAGAUGUCCUCAAGUAGGGAAGAUGAUGUUUGGAAUGUCGGUCUGAAGUCCUUCGUCGGUUCACAGGCCGGCUGACUCCCGACUCAUGAAAUCCCGACCCUCCCGAUCCUGGUCCUGCCGGUGGACGCAACAUAUUCUUCUUCUUUCUUAGCCUGCUCCUAUGAAGCCCGUCUAAAAGACAUUACCUGAUGUUCAAUCCCUUUCCAGGAAACACGGUUCGGCAACAUCCGAUCACCCCCAGGUCUGACUCCACUUGAUCGAGCUAACGAGCUCGCUGUCAUAUCUCCUCUACGCAUCGUGUCGAGACUCCUGGUAGGGCAUGAGUCCAGCAUCUUCAUCUCGUGCCCUAACCAGGCGCUCUGAUGUUCUCGGGACUAGUUCUGGAGGAUCGGCCGUAGAGUGAAGGUCCAACAAAUCCAGCUUGAUAGCUUCCGACGAAAUCUGUAGCAAGGGGCGCAAGUCUGCAGAAGCGUAUGCGGGACAGGAUCUUGUAGGCUUGAUUCAGGACUGUGAUGGCUCGGAAGUUACACUGGGUGAAUGUCACUCAGCUCCCGCUCGUCCGG